AUGGCUGCGGAAUCGCGACCGCAGCGCCCUGACCCUGCGGUGCGGUCGAGGCCAUCAGUCUCGAAGAAGAGGAAGAGGAGGACGAGUUCUUCAGGCCCGGGUCCUACUGACGACCAGAGACCACCACCGGCAAAGCAGCGCAGGACGACGGGGACCAACGUGAGGACCUUGCAGUCCGCCGACGCUGUGAAGCAUGCUCUGCUGGCCCAGUACUACCCAACCACGCUGACUCUGCGGCAAUACGUCCUCAGUCACCUGCCGGCCUCAUCCAGGAUCCGGCGGAGGAAGGUUGCCGCAGUCGGGACAGCCGAUGGCUCUGAAGACGACCCCAGCGGCGUUCGGGCACAGCUCGCUACGCUCCUGGACACAACGCUGGUUGGACUUGCUGAGGUGCCAAGGGAGACUGCCAAGGAGCAGUCUGAAGACCGCCUGCAGCAGUGGAUUGAAUACUCGCAAAGAGAUGAUUCUCACGUAACGUUAUCCGGCGGUGAUGCAAGUGCAACUCACCUCCAGUCCGAGAUUAUUGACUUCAUCAUCUGGUUGCUCUUUUCCAGGGAGAAGAAUCCGAGCAGGACACCUCAUCACCUACUUUGUGAUGGCCUACGAAGGCGCAGUGGUCCGAGGCAGCAGGGAGUCCCAUCCUCGAUUCAAGGACUCCACCGCGUCUUCUUCAAUGAGAGGGUCGCCGCCAUAAAGCAGGUCCCAUGGCCGCAGCUGCUUCAGAUCCUGGGCAAGUCUGGCGAAAGCAUGAUGAUCAAUCUGCUGCUCGACUGCUCCGUAUUCUUGCCCGUUGAAGCCGGCCGGGGUAACUACUAUCAGUUGAGCGUCAAGGACCCGAGUACUUUCGAGAGAAAACCGACAGACGUCAUCUUUGUGAGGAGUCGUAUAUUUUACGCAAGAGCCGCGCUUAAUGCUCGCGGGCUAGUGCACUUUGGCUUCAAACAUAUACAUUCCCUCUCCACUGUGGCGACCGUGGCGGAAGUACACAGCCUGCUGAAGACGGAGACGGCAACAAUGUGGAAUCACUGCAAAACGUUUGGCCUUCAUAAUGCUUUCACGUCUCAUGUGGAUCACCUGAAGUCGGCCCAGAAAUUUCAGGACUACACCCUGCGCGAGGCGGAAAUCUUUGCAAAGUUUGGCAAAACCGACGGAAAUGGCAGUCGACAGCUCGACGUGCGGGUACCAAAGCGAUUAAGAGGAAGGCUUGAGCAUAUGAUUCAGAGGCUGCAGACCCGGCAUGCCCGUUGCUCUUAUUCCAAGUUAUUAGAGCACUAUUGUCCGUGCAAAUGGAACUGA
Molecule: messenger RNA, 1296 nt
Organism: Cryphonectria parasitica EP155
Lineage: Eukaryota; Fungi; Ascomycota; Sordariomycetes; Diaporthales; Cryphonectriaceae
Exons: 6
Coding region: 1-1296 (431 amino acids)
Biological process (GO): telomere maintenance via telomerase
Cellular component (GO): telomerase catalytic core complex
Molecular function (GO): telomerase RNA binding; telomeric repeat DNA binding
Source: RefSeq, a predicted model, not a curated record